AUGAGCAGCAGGCACAUCGUUAGGGUCCAAGCGUUUGCUCAAGAAGCAUUGCUGCUUGGCUGUUGCGUAGCCGACAUCCGAGCUGUCAAUCUGAACCCGAUUGUCACUUUGCUGCGAAUCGGCGAUGAAAAUUUGAGCGUUGCUCGAACGACGAUUUCUAGAAUUUUUGCCUUUUGCCGCAACGCCUUGCAGAACAAAGUGGAUCGGACCCUCUGCUCACUCCACCAUCUCGCGCAUCCACCACCCCGCACUCACACAUCAUCCAGGAUGGCGGACACCACUCCCUCAGCAUCAGCGUCCACAGCUGAACCAUCAAAGAACAAAAAGCAUCGCAAGGACAAGCCCUGGGAUGACGACUCCAUCAACCACUGGGAAGUCCCCAAAUUCACCCCUGACGAAAUCAAAGGCCCAUUCCUCGAAGAAUCUUCCUUCGCCACGCUCUUCCCCAAAUAUCGAGAGCGCUAUCUCAAAGAAGUAUGGGGUCAUGUCACGUCUGCACUUGAAAAGCACGGCAUCUCUUGCACGCUGGAUCUCGUCGAAGGAUCCAUGACCGUCAAGACCACUCGAAAGACGUACGAUCCAUACAUCAUCCUCAAAGCACGAGACAUGAUUCGACUUCUCUCCCGAUCCGUGCCCUUCCCACAAGCGGUCAAGAUCUUGGAAGACGGCGUCGAAUGCGAUGUCAUCAAGAUCGGAAAUCUGCUCCGGAACAAAGAGAGGUUUGUCAAGAGGAGGCAAAGGAUCAUCGGUCCCAACGGAAGCACGCUGAAAGCGAUCGAACUCCUCACCGGCUGCUACGUCCUCGUCCAAGGCAACACUGUCUGCGCCAUGGGUCAAUUCAAGAACCUCAAAGAGGUACGCCGCAUCGUCAUCGACUGUCUCAAAAACAUCCACCCCAUCUACCACAUCAAGGAGCUCAUGAUCAAGCGCGAGCUCGCCAAAGACCCCAAACUCGCCGAGGAGAACUGGGAACGCUUCCUACCCAAGUUCAAGAAGCAAAACCAGAAGAAGAAACCUUCCACCACCACAACAGAAGAUGGAAAUGCGGAAAGGAAGGAGACGAAAAAGCAAAAGAUCAAGGCAAAGACGUACACGCCCUUCCCACCACCCCAGCAGCCGAGCAAGAUCGACCUGCAGCUCGAGUCCGGAGAAUACUUCCUCAAGCCCAGGCAGAAGAAGCAGGCUGCCGAACAGGAGAAGCUGGCAAAACAGGCAGAGCACAAGGAGAAGAGAGAGGUCGAGAGGCAGAAAGCUUUCGUUCCACCGACGGAGGAUGGAGACAAGAAGAAGAAGGACAAGAGAAAGAGAGACGGCGUGGAAGACGCGGACGACAAGAAGGACAAGAAGAGCAAGAAGUCCACCAAGUAA
Messenger RNA from Pseudozyma hubeiensis SY62, 1368 nucleotides. RefSeq lists its product as hypothetical. Lineage: Eukaryota; Fungi; Basidiomycota; Ustilaginomycetes; Ustilaginales; Ustilaginaceae. The record is from RefSeq and is a predicted model, not a curated record. Gene Ontology annotation, molecular function: RNA binding. The transcript has a single exon. Gene Ontology annotation, cellular component: small-subunit processome; nucleolus. Bases 1 to 1368 code for a protein of 455 amino acids.